GUUUUCACUGUGCCCUCCAUCUCUUUACUUACUCUCGCUCUGUCUUGAGGACAUUACUGAUUUCCUUCUGACAGUCUUUGAGCAGCAAUUCCAUUUCUCCAUCCUUCCGGCCAUUGUUACAGAGCUGUUGGAGAGAAGAACAGAAUAGCCUGAGGUGAAGCAGCUGACCAACCCCACCUCUGUUUCUGGAUCCUAUGGAAGCCAAGGCUAAGAGCGGGGCACCAGCGCCCAAGGCAUCCUCUAAAGCAGAGAAGACAGAGAAGAAGGAGGCAGCUCCCCCUAAAAAGGUUGACCCUGCUCAAGUAGAGCCUCUACCCCCAGCAGCCCCUGUGGAAGAGCCUCCAGUGGAGGAUGGCUCAGCUGAACCAGAGGGGGCACCAGAGGGGGAGGAGGCAGCAGAGGCCAGUACGGACUACCUGGAAAGCCUGAAGCCCUUCCUCAUUGGUGGUGCCAUCAUCGCUGCUGGUGCCAUCCUGUUGGGGGCACUGUUGUUGGCACGAAGAAAUUAACCACCACCACUCAUCAUCAAAACCUAUUGGUCGAUGGGUUAACGAGUCACUUGCUGAUUGGUUCAUAGACUAUCAUGCAGCUGGUAGAGAUGGGGUUAUGGGGAGCCACUGUGCUUCUUAACUUUAAUUCAGUCUGACCUUACUUGUAGUGAAUAUAAACAUCAGUGAACAUUCAAGUAAUAUAUUUUGGGCCCCUGCUAGUAUACUCACGCAUGAAUUUGCUCCACCCCUCUAACUGCACCUAUUUAUAGGUCUACACGCUUUUAAUCACCAUACAAAUGCACUCCCAACAGUUACACUGGACACACACAUAUACACAGUACUUGAACACCCUAUUUAUCCAGUAUUCACUGAUAAACAUUUGGAUGUUUCUGGGUCUACUAAUACAUAAGUUAGAAGUAGAAAUGCAGUAACUUUAUAUUGUUUGAUUUGAAAAAGGUCAUAUGAAGUGAAGUAUGAAGUAUAUUAAACAUACUAUUGUGAGUGCCUAGCAGGUUUGGGGUCAAUUUCAUUUGAAUUCCAGUCAAUUCAGGAAGUACACUGAAAUUCCUCUAUUUAUUUGAAGACCAUACAUGUUAGAGUGAUAGUGCGAGAGACUGUGCAGCUACUGUAAUAGUACUGUACAUUGUAUGUGUGAAUUUCGAUUCAGAAUGAAAAUAUUCUACAUGUAAUAUGUGGUGUACCAAUGUAUGUAGUAGCUUGGCCAGUCAUGCUCAGCAAAUCAGCAUAUACACAAAUAUAUUACAUUCAUAUCCAACCUCCAGGAAAGCCUUGAAAGUAUGAUGAAAUGAUGAUAAUACACGCAUUACGGUUUAUUUUCUAAUACAUUCAUAUUUUUUGAUAGUUUGAUAAACCUAGAAUCCAAGUAGAAAGCAUGCAUUAUUGAUGGGAGUAGAGAAAUAGCUGGAUUUAUUUAGUAGAUAAACUGAGAUUGUUUCUUCUGUUGUUUCCCUAUUCAUUACAGAGAAGCUCUCCUAUUUUUGAUAACAGACAAACACUUUUUUUAUUUUAAAUCAGAGGUCUAGGAGAUUUUCAACACCCAAUCAAACAUCUUGCUUGAACCCUGGCAUGUAGCGUACCAUGAUGCAAUAUCAAUACCUCCAGCACAGCAACAGAACAGACACAUAUUCUGCAGAUACAUGUUCAAAUAGCCUAGUCAUCACGUCACAGAGUACUAAAUAAAAUCUAUCAGUUAUUUUCCUUGGUCUCAAAGAGCGUAUAAAUGCAAUAAUUCCAGUAGGACUCCACAUUUUAGCACAUGUUCUGUGUGAUAUUAAAAUAAUGGUAAUGAUGGUGACAUGUUGAUGGGUAAUACUAUUGUAAAUGGAGAAUGAGAACCAGAUGAUGAUGAUUAAACCUAUAUUUUCUUGAUAUCCCAGCUCCCCAUAUAACAUAUUUUCCCUCUUGCACACUCCCUCCCCUGACUCCAAAGCUCCUUGUGUAAAUCCAAAUGGUUGUCUUGUGACUAGACCUGACCUUUAUUAAAGGCAAUGAAACAGCUUG
Messenger RNA from Oncorhynchus nerka (sockeye salmon), 2012 nucleotides. Its product is annotated as brain acid soluble protein 1 homolog. The transcript has 2 exons. The record is from RefSeq and is a predicted model, not a curated record. Lineage: Eukaryota; Metazoa; Chordata; Actinopteri; Salmoniformes; Salmonidae. The coding region runs from base 195 to 509 and encodes 104 amino acids.